Molecule: messenger RNA, 777 nt
Organism: Exophiala spinifera
Lineage: Eukaryota; Fungi; Ascomycota; Eurotiomycetes; Chaetothyriales; Herpotrichiellaceae
Exons: 1
Coding region: 1-777 (258 amino acids)
Source: RefSeq, a predicted model, not a curated record
AUGCCACUCCUCUCUUCCGCCCUUCUCCUUCGCACGCAUUCUCUCACCCUCGUUUUGUUCGCAUACUAUCUCCUGACCUCACCGUGGACGCUCGUGUCUUCAGCUCCGAUAUGGCUGCUGGGCGAAUCCAUGUUCGUCCGCGCCCCGAUCUACGCCCCCGAUCACCUGCAUCCGUCUGAUCCUGGAUCCAACCACCACCACCAAGGAAGAGACCUCCGGCCACCGCCGGCCCUGCUUCAGAACCCUGCCAGGGGGCCCGGUACCAUCCCAGCCCUCACGGGAACCGCCGCCGAACGCGAACUCUUCGCUGUCUUGGCCGUGCUCCUCCUCGCCUACGCUCUCAUGCAGUUCAUCUUCGCCGGCGACUUGACUCUCAUCCUCCCCUCCGGGCCCACGAGUACAAGGGGAGGCAGCAAACAGGGCGCCGCGCCCCCGGCGGGCACCACCCCCAUGGCAAGCUCUGCUCGCCUCGCUAAAGAACUGUACACUCUCCUCACGGCACAGUCACGAUGGCUCACUCUGGCCGGUCUUCAUGUCAUUGCGUCCUCGGCUCUGGUGUUCUGGAUCUACAUGUUUCAUUCUCGUGAAGCACCGACGCAAUCGGGAGACUAUUAUUCCAUCUCCGACUUGCUUGCGAACCGCGUCACCUUCACGGCCGGUCUAGCAAAUAUGCUCUUCUGGGGGUACUUGUGGACCACGGUGAAAGACGAAGGGAAGGAAGUCGGUAACCUACUGGCGAGGAGAAGAGCCAUGGAAGAGGAAGAGGAAGAGGAAUGA